Messenger RNA from Mobula hypostoma (lesser devil ray), 815 nucleotides. Its product is annotated as interleukin-23 subunit alpha-like. NCBI's taxonomy places the organism in Eukaryota, Metazoa, Chordata, Chondrichthyes, Myliobatiformes, Myliobatidae. The record is from RefSeq and is a predicted model, not a curated record. Gene Ontology annotation, biological process: positive regulation of T-helper 17 cell lineage commitment; positive regulation of T cell proliferation; immune response. The transcript is spliced from 4 exons. Bases 1 to 612 code for a protein of 203 amino acids. Gene Ontology annotation, molecular function: cytokine activity. Gene Ontology annotation, cellular component: extracellular region; interleukin-23 complex.
AUGGAGGGAUGCUUCGGGGUGCUAGCGCUGGUCUGGCUACUCGGCGUGGCCGGCGUCGCGGAAUCAGAAUCAGAUCAGCGGCCCAGUUGGAUAUCCUGUCGAACUCUUUCCAGGAAUCUCACUUCAAAGAUUUUUAACUACACACAUAGACCGGAGGGUUGCUUGGAAAAUCUUCAGCUGAAUGGCAGUGAAAAUAUUCCACGCAUAGAAGUCAGUGACAACUGUGACCCCGACACGCUCAAGACCUUACCGGAGACAUGCCUGAAGAAAAUUAAGGAAGGCUUGUUAUACUAUCACAAUCAGUUUAACCAACUGGUAAAAGUGAGUGUGUCAAAACAUGGCAGCGAUGUUUGGACAUUUGCAGAUAAUCUUUCAAAAAUGAUCUUGGAUCUUCUCAAGACAAUCAAGACCUCAGAUAACAGCACUGAUGCCACGGACAGCAAGGUCACCAACAGCGAUGUCACAGAUGUGCACCAGAUCAAUGAUUGGAUAUUGAACUGCACAAUGUUUGUUACUUUGCGGAGAUUUCAGUCAUUUUCAUCUUUGGUAGCCCGUGUCUUUGGACAUCCUACAGGAAACCCUUCGAAUCAUUUUAAUACAGGCAACUAUUGAGUAUAGUUAAGGCACCAGGUGGGUCAGGAAUCAUCCUGAAAAAUAGACAAUGUCCAGUUUGUGUUGAACAGUCCCUUUUAUACACAAAUAUUUGAAAUACAAGGUACCUAAAUUUUCCAAUACCAAUUUGCUUUAUAAAUAAUCAUCUUGAAUGCAUGUGGCAGUAUAGUGGUUACUAUUUGAUUAAUCCAGUGAAUUAGGAG